Molecule: messenger RNA, 1467 nt
Organism: Populus euphratica (Euphrates poplar)
Lineage: Eukaryota; Viridiplantae; Streptophyta; Magnoliopsida; Malpighiales; Salicaceae
Product: Putative lysine decarboxylase family protein
Exons: 5
Coding region: 363-1256 (297 amino acids)
Source: RefSeq, a predicted model, not a curated record
GAGGUUUUUUGAAACGUUUGGAAUCUAAUUAAUAAAACUUGCAGGUUUGCCUAUCCUUCUCUAUUUGUCUGCUAUAGAUUCCAACCUUCAAAGUCUGCUAUCAAUCAAUCUCUAUUUGGAAUAAACUCGUGGUUCAAUAAGCUUCCACUGACAACCCGCUUGAUUUUGAGGCAUCAUCGCUUUAUUUAGCAAGUGGCAGCAAGCAAGUUGCUGAAACCCAGAAUCUUUAUUUCCCACCUUGCAAAAGCCGACCUCCAUUGUUUCUAUUUUACGUCUCUUGUAAGUUACAGUUAAAGCAUCCAGGCCCACUUCCUUGUAUGAAGCAACACUAACUUAACUUGAUUCAUAUUGAAGAUACAAAGAUGGGUUUUUCAAUUGGGUUUUCACUGGGUUCUCAUAUUCUGGUGAGGAAUACUGGAAAGUUUCCACCUUUAUGUAGAAAAGAGAGGCUUAAUCUUAGCACCAUGUGCUCAGAAUUUAAUAAGCCUUGCAAAAUAAGAGUUCCACUCUGCAAGAGUGAAUUGGUUGACUUUGAUGAGAGAACAAGCCCAACCGAGAUCAGAAAAGAGAUAGGGAGAUGCUAUGAACUCAUACAUAGGCUUGGAAGGGGAGUCGUUUAUUUGGGUUCUUCAAGAAUGGGACCUGAUCAUCCACAUUAUUCACAAGCACUAGAGUUGGGUAGAGAGGUUGCAAAUCUUUUGGACUGCACAUCAUGGACUGGGGCUGGUCCGGGCCUAAUGGAUGCUGCUACUAAAGGCGCACUUGAAGCAGGAAAGCCUGUAGGUGGAUUUAAGAUAGCUAAAGAAGCUGGCGAAUGGACGGCGUCAAAUUUUCAUUCUUACCUACCGUCAGAAACUUAUCUUACAUGCAGGUUUUUUUCUGCAAGAAAGCAUGGUUUGGUGGAUGCUGCUGUUAGGAGUAGUUGUUCAGAUAGGACUGCUGUAGUUGCUCUUCCUGGUGGAAUUGGUACUUUAGAUGAGAUGUUUGAGAUUUUAACACUGAUUCAACUACAAAGAAUUGGAUCAGAGCUUCCAGUUCCCUUCCUUGUGAUGAACUAUGACUCAUACUACCAGAAGCUCUUAGACUUUCUUGGUGAUUGUGAGAAUUGGGGUACUGUCUCUAAAGGAGAGGUUGCAUCCCUGUGGAAAAUUUGUGAAAACAACUCGGAAGCUCUGGCCCACUUGGCAGAUUUCUAUGGCCUCCCUUCUAGCGGUGAAGAGAGACAUGAAGUAAGCUUACACGUGCAAAUCGAAUAAUCUCUUGAUAAAUAGUUUAGAUGCAAUUGAUUGUCUGAGGUUUAUGUUACCAGUUUAAAUUAAAUGCGCAAAACAAAGGGGCGAAAUUGAAAAUUUUGCAUGAUUAUGAUCGAUCAUGCACUUUAAAAUGCAUGUCUUAGCAUAGUUCAUAAUACGAAUUUGAUCAUUACUUUUUUGGUUUUUAUUGAGAAGCUGGACAUGAUUUUGAAUC